GAACAACUCGCCCCGGAGACAGCCAGUUAGUGAAGACCCCGCGACAGGUCUGAUGGUGUACGGUCACAUUGUAGUAUUGCUGUAAGGUACCUACAGGGCGUUUCUCUUGGUGUGUCUAAAAAUAACCCAUUAUGUUUCUCGCAUUGAUUGGUUUCGUGCUGGUGUCAGAAGUGGGAUCGGUGUUACAUGCAAAUGAUUUGACUGUAAACACAACGACUGGUCACAUCCGGGGCAUCUCGGUUAGAGUAGAGAGCGUCAAUCGACACUUGUUCAAGUUCCUAGGAGUGCCUUAUGCCAGGCCUCCAGUGGGUUCCAGAAGGUUUAUGCCGUCUGAGCCAAAGCCAUGGACCCCAGAAGUCUUCAAUGCGUCUGUGUACGGGCCCAUUUGUCCUCAAGACCCAACAUGGGUUAAGUUCAUCAAGAAAAUCGUCCCAGAGACCACCGUGGAUGAGGACUGUUUGAGUUUGAAUGUGUAUGUACCAGAUCUACCAUCCAGGGACGACAAACCACUAGCUGUGAUGAUAUGGUUCCACGGCGGGGCACUUAUCAUAGGGUCCUCUACAGUGUUCGAUCCGACGGUUCUAAGCACUGUUGGAAACGUCAUUGUCGUAUCCGUGAACUACCGCCUGGGCGUUCUAGGUUUCCUAACCAGCGAAGAACCCAGCAAUGUCGGCAAUUACGGUAUUUGGGAUCAGCAUCUGGCCAUCAAAUGGGUGAAAAACAACAUUGCUAAUUUCGGCGGCAAUCCUAAUGAAAUCACCAUCUUUGGACAGUCGUCCGGAUCCAUGAGCGUGUCUCUUCACACGCUGAUUCCUAAAAAUACCGGACUUUUCCGACGCGCGAUAUCUGAGAGCGGCACUGCCUUGAACCCUGGAGCCAUGAUUGACCGCCCAAGGCCGUGGUUUAAACUUUUCGCGCAGAAAAUCGGCUGUGACAGCGUCGAAGGUGCAAAGAGCACGGAAGAAAUUCUGGCCUGUCUUCGCAGCAAGCCCUUCGAAGACAUCAUAAGUAUACAGAGAAUGGUGCGAGCUGAAUCCGUCGAGUUUCUCUUCCAGCCGGCGAUUGGGAAGCUGCAGUGGGCGCCGUGGGUAGACGGUGAUCUCAUCCCUCUACAUCCGGCGACCACGAUCAAGCUGAUGAGCGAAAAUAAUCUGAACUUCAGCGUGCCCCUGACAGACAUGGACCACGUGCUCGGGGUCAACAGUCAAGAGGGCGCCCUGUUUCUCCAACAGCAAAUCGACGGCUACAAAGCCGUGAAGGGUAUUAAUCUAACAGCAAGCGACCUCCCAGAGAAUGUGUACAAAGACUUCAUGGCGUCAGUGGUUACGUCGGUAACCGGGAAUAACCAAUCGGCUUUCGAGGAGAUGUAUGGUGUAACCAUAGACCAUGAGUAUCAGAGGAUUUACAAAGCCAAGUCCUCGCCGACCGACCUCAGCAUCAGGUACACGGACAUCCUCUCCGAUUUGACCUUCUACAUGGGGGUUGUAUCCUUCGCCCGUGUCCAUGCCAGCUUCCGUUCACAGGGCCCCAUCACCCUCCAAACGUCCCCCAAGACGUUCUUUUACCUGUUCGAUCACAGAGCCAGCUGGAAGUCGCACGAGGCCUGGCGGACAGGCGCCGAUCACGCCGACGACCUCGAUUUUGUCUUCGGACAGCCCUUCGUCCUGGGACUCGGGUCGACCUCAGCGGAGAAAAGCCUGUCGUCUGCUAUGAUCACGCUGUGGACCAACUUUGCCAAAACUGGUGACCCUAACCAGCCGUCUGCUGUCCACCUUCCCGCCAGGUGGCCACAGUUCACUCUCGACACCGAGGAAUAUUUGCUGCUGCGGGAUGACUACACGAACAAACAUCCGGUGGGCAAACAACUCCAUCAGUCGCGGAUUUAUUUCUGGACGGACUACUUUCCCCGGUUAAGGAUGGCCUCUCCCACACCAUGUUCCCUGUCGUAGACCAAGGACAGAGCGUUUCAAUAGCCUGACCCCGGGAAGCUAUUCAAUACUUAAGUAAGAUUUUCAAAUCACCAUUAAAUUGUUAUUUCUUACGUAACAUGUUAAAAUAUUGCUAGACACAGUAAAUACUGGGUAAGUUAAUGUAAAGCAAAUUUCAGCUAAAAUAAAGGAAAGCAACAUACCAAGUUUAAUGACGGAAUUUUGAUAGAGCCUAAGAUCGGUAUGUCAUCCUGGGGUCUGGUUACAAUAUGUAGCCUACACAUUAUGUAGAGGAAAAUAAAGCAACAU
Messenger RNA from Liolophura sinensis, 2237 nucleotides. Its product is annotated as cocaine esterase-like. The transcript is spliced from 5 exons. The record is from RefSeq and is a predicted model, not a curated record. NCBI's taxonomy places the organism in Eukaryota, Metazoa, Mollusca, Polyplacophora, Chitonida, Chitonidae. Bases 132 to 1949 code for a protein of 605 amino acids.